This is a messenger RNA of Pangasianodon hypophthalmus (striped catfish), 1859 nucleotides long. Its product is annotated as CD209 antigen. NCBI's taxonomy places the organism in Eukaryota, Metazoa, Chordata, Actinopteri, Siluriformes, Pangasiidae. The transcript has 5 exons. Gene Ontology annotation, cellular component: external side of plasma membrane. Bases 76 to 1005 code for a protein of 309 amino acids. Gene Ontology annotation, molecular function: fucose binding; D-mannose binding. The record is from RefSeq and is a predicted model, not a curated record. Gene Ontology annotation, biological process: biological process involved in interspecies interaction between organisms.
AAAGGGUCUCAUUAACGUUUGACACACAGAAGACGCUGUGACUCAGUGUUUUAGUGAGUCUUUUACAGAUCAGAGAUGUCUCAGACUGUUUCUGAACAUGUGAGCUACGCUAAGGAGAGAGGAGAGUGCAUCGAGAGGGUGAUGGAACUCUACGAGAACACAGACGCUGUUAGACAGCACAACCCCAAAACAGAGACGGAGGACGCCAGCGCGAAGACUCAACACACAGGACUGACCACUGUAGGGGACCGAUGUUACAGACUGGCUGUUGCGUGUGUGCUGCUGCUGUGUGUUCUCCUGUUGGUUGCUGCUACAGUGCUGUGGAUCAAAUUCAGCAUCCUGAAUAGAGAAAAACACCAGUUACAGUCCACAUAUGAUUUUCUUCUAAUAGAGAGAGAUCAGUUGCAGAAAAGUUACAAAAAACUGAUUUUUGACAUUGAUCAGUUACAGAUAAGUUACAUGAAAAUGACUUUAGAGAGAGAUCUGUUGCAGGCUAGAAACAACAACCUGACGAAAGAAAGAGAGGAGCAAUGGGCCACAAUUGAGAUCCUGAAGAAUGAAAUUGACCAGCUACAGAAGACGAAAGAUGAACUUCAGAGAAAGCUGAAUGCCUCAGAAGCACAGGAACAGGGGAGAUGGACAAGCUUCAAAUCCAGUUUUUACUACAUCCCUGCAAAGAACUGGAAUGACAGCAGACAGGACUGCAUAAACAGAGGAGCAGACCUUGUGAUCAUAAACAGCAAAGAAGAACAGGACUUCAUCACUAAACAGCUGGGCGGUAGUCGGGCUUGGAUUGGUCUGAGUGACAUUGCCACAGAGGGAGAGUGGAAAUGGGUGGACGGUACACCACUGACCACUAUGUACUGGCGCACUGGGGAACCGAACAAUGCUAAUGAAGAGGAUUGUGCUGAGAUUUUUGAGCCUCAUGAUACAAAAUGUUGGAAUGACCAGAAGUGCUCUGAUUUAGCACCGUGGAUCUGUGAGAAAAAAAGUGGAUCUGGUUAGUAAAAAGUGCACAGAGAGUCAGGCUGUACGCCAGAAUUUGGAAGGUGAAGAGUUAUGAUGAGCUGCUCUCAUAUAUGUGUGUGUGAUGCUGUUUAUACACUUGAAAUGUUAUCAGUACAUCAGGUUUGACUUUCUGGAUGUUUCUGCAGCACCGUGGUUGAGACACUCAUUUAAUAUAUACAGGGAAUUUGAAUAUACUUAGCACAAAUAUUAAUGUGUUACUGUUAAUGUGAAGAGUUGUUUAUAUCAGGGUAACUGUGAGAAUGUUGUUUUUCAUUUCAGGUGUGCUUUUCCUUUAACUUUUUUUUGAACAAAAAUUCUACAAAUUACAGAUGUCUGUCAAUCAUAACUUCUUCUUGAUUAGUGAUACUUUCUUUUUUUAUAUAUAUAGUAUAAUGUACCUUUUUUUCUCAAUCUAAUGGUGUGUCAUGGAUUAUUAAAAUCGCCUGUGUGUAGCUGCCACAUUUAUCUUGAGUAGAAAUGUCUGAUAUUUCAUCCUGCUUUUCAUUUGCUAUUAUGAUUCAUUCAAAUAAAGACAAUGUUUUUUGUUAAUUUGAUGCACACUCCUGUAAAGAAAGUAUGGUCGUGAUUUAAAUGAUAAGCUGACUGAGCACACAUCUACAGCUCACUUUAAGUGUUGAGCGUAUUGACAGCGCAAAACAUAAAUUUUCAGUGUGACAUAUUGUGGCUAGUGCGACCAGUGACGCUGGACUUAAUACUGCUCCUUGCACAAGUCGGUACUAUGGUACUACUGAUGUGUGCAGUUUCAGCAUUAAAUCCUCACUAUGUGUACAUAACCCAACUCGACUCAACUGAUUACAGCCAUGUGUGUCUGACCUAUGACCUUUAAGCGA